Molecule: messenger RNA, 357 nt
Organism: Colletotrichum lupini
Lineage: Eukaryota; Fungi; Ascomycota; Sordariomycetes; Glomerellales; Glomerellaceae
Exons: 1
Coding region: 1-357 (118 amino acids)
Source: RefSeq, a predicted model, not a curated record
AUGGGUCCCACUCCAGGUCCUAGAGCCAGUGAUUACUUGCUUACACCGCUGAUUAGACCGCAGCAAAAUUCAUUGUCAGCCCAGGGAACCGUGAGCCUCAAUACGGUUGACGACGUUCUGAACCCUGCUCAAAGGGGUGGUUCGCCCGUUGACUCACCGAAGUUCAGAUCAAGGCAUAUGCCACGGUUGAUCAGCCCUAGACAACAGACCUUGACGGGCCGGGCCAUAGAAGCUUUCGAGCCACCCUUCACAAGGCUCAGGGGUGAAAGUGUUUUGAAUUAUCCGAGACUAUUCUGGAACUUCUGCUCCGUACCGACAGGAAUCUUAUUCUGCCCCCCCCCCCCCCCCGGAUGCUGA